AUGGUUGAGGGGCUGUUUAAAACGUCCGGUUCGGAGGCGUUACAAGACGCGGGCGCGGGCCUGAGCGGGUCCACGAAAUACCUCGAACGCGUCGCCGCCGCCGCGCACGGGCUGCGCUUGACGUCGUCGUCGUCGUCGCCGCCGCCGCCGCCGUCGAGAACGACGAACGACGACGCGACGAGGGUAAACGCUCAUGCGACCCCGACGACGAAGCCCGUCGCCGUUCGAGCGUUGCGCACCGGGCUCCACGCGACCGGGUGGGACGUCGCGACGAAAACGCUGACGGUGUACGGCUCGGUCGAAAACCUCGCCGAGGACGCGAACGCGCCGCACGCGGAGUGCGUGAUCCUGCGGUACAUGUCCAACAAAACGCACAUGAGCGAGACGUUACGAUCAAUCAAAACCGGGAUGCCGCGCGUCCACGAACUCAGACUGGAAGAGUGCGCGCUCUCGUCGUUGUCCUUCCUGGACGAGCUCGCCGCGCUCGGCCUCGGCGGCUCCGGGGACGCCGACGGGAGGUUCAUCGCGAAGCUCUCGGUCAGCGCGACGGGCAACCCGGCGCUUCGAUCGCUGACGCUGUAUCGACCGUACGCGACGAGGACUCUGCCGUCGUUGGAGACCAUCGACGGCGUCGACGUCUCCGCCGAGGAUCGCGACGCCGCGCGCGCGUUGUUCGCGCCCCUGGACGACGAGAUCGCCGCGUCCGCGUCGGUGGUUUCUUCUUUCCAACGACAAAACGCACAUCAGAGAGACGUUACGUCGAUUGAUCCAAACGACGCGCGAGCGCUGUUGACGUACGCGCGCGCGGCGACGGCGCGCGCGAAAGCCGUCGCGGAGAAGCUGAGGAUAUUGGACGAGCGUUGGGACGGACUCGUGCGCGGGUACGCGCGCGAGGGAUUGGAGCUCGCGGCGGCGAGCAGUCCGGGGGCGGUCAGGAAGUCCGUCGGUGAGACGAAAUGCUCAUAG
Micromonas pusilla CCMP1545 is the source of this 966-nucleotide messenger RNA. RefSeq lists its product as uncharacterized. Bases 1 to 966 code for a protein of 321 amino acids. The record is from RefSeq and is a predicted model, not a curated record. The transcript has 2 exons. Lineage: Eukaryota; Viridiplantae; Chlorophyta; Mamiellophyceae; Mamiellales; Mamiellaceae.